AUGCUUCAAGUUCCAGUGCGGGAACAUUCAACCGUGGCCUCCACCAAGGCUGUGAUCUUGGUCGGAGGUCCCUCCAGAGGUACCCGGUUCAGACCUCUGUCUCUUGAUGUUCCCAAGCCCCUUUUCGAAGUUGCCGGGCACCCCAUUAUCAACCACUGCCUCAAGGCUCUUGCCAAAAUCCCCGAUAUCCGAGAAGUCAUCCUGGUUGGCUACUACGAUGAAUCGGUCUUCCGCGAUUUCAUCAAGGACUCCAGCAAGGAGUUCCCCCAGUUCCGAAUCCAAUACUUGCGUGAAUAUACGGCGCUUGGCACAGCAGGGGGUCUCUAUCAUUUCCGUGAUGCCAUCCUCAAGGGCAAGCCCGAGCGAAUUUUCGUCCUGAACGCCGACGUUUGCUGCUCCUUCCCUCUUGGCGAGAUGCUGAAGCUGUUCGAGGAGAAGGACGCAGAGGCGGUCAUUCUGGGAACCCGGGUCAGCAACGAGGCGGCCACCAACUUUGGAUGUAUUGUCUCCGAUGCUCACACCAAGCGCGUGCUGCACUACGUCGAAAAGCCGGAAUCGCACAUCUCCAAUCUCAUCAAUUGCGGUGUCUACCUCUUCGCUACCGAGUGCAUCUUCCCCGCCAUCCGCAGCGCCAUCAAGCGCCGUACUACUCGCCCUCGCCUCCUCUCAUACCCUUCCUCGGAAAACCUGGAGUCCUCCUUCGUUGCCGCCGACGAGGAGGCGGAGAAGAGCGAGGUCCUCCGUCUGGAGCAGGACAUCCUCUCCGAUUUGGCGGACAGCAACCGGUUCUUCGUCCACGAGACCAAGGAUUUCUGGCGACAGAUCAAGACUGCUGGCUCGGCCGUCCCCGCCAACGCGCUGUACCUACAAAAGGCUUUCCAGGCGCAAUCCGACGAACUCACUCCUCCCUCCGCCACGAUCGUACCCCCCGUCUACAUCCACCCCACCGCAACCGUUGACCCGACCGCUAAGUUGGGCCCCAACGUCUCCAUUGGUGCCCGUGUUGUCGUCGGUGCCGGAGCUCGUAUCAAGGACGCGAUCGUACUGGAGGAUGCAGAGAUCAAGCACGAUGCGUGCGUGAUGCACUCGAUUAUCGGCUGGAGCAGCCGGGUGGGCGCCUGGGCUCGUGUCGAGGGAACCCCAAUCCCGAUGACAAGCCACUCCACCAGCAUCAUCAAGCAUGGCGUCAAGGUGCAGAGCAUCACCAUCUUGGGUAAGGAGUGCGCUGUCGGGGACGAGGUGCGGGUACAGAACUGUGUGUGUCUGCCGUACAAGGAACUCAAGCGGGAUGUCGCCAACGAGGUCAUUAUGUAG
Messenger RNA from Aspergillus udagawae, 1314 nucleotides. Its product is annotated as mannose-1-phosphate guanylyltransferase. Gene Ontology annotation, molecular function: transferase activity. Gene Ontology annotation, biological process: biosynthetic process. The transcript has 4 exons. Gene Ontology annotation, cellular component: cytoplasm. The coding region runs from base 1 to 1314 and encodes 437 amino acids. The record is from RefSeq and is a predicted model, not a curated record. NCBI's taxonomy places the organism in Eukaryota, Fungi, Ascomycota, Eurotiomycetes, Eurotiales, Aspergillaceae.